CAACUCUAGUACUAGAGACAGGGACAUAGAGAGAUCUGAGAGGAAUAGGUAUGGGGAUGAGUCCAGGGAAAGCUCCAUUGAGCUCAACUCAUACUCCAUGAACCCUAUAAACCCUGUUUCUCAUCCUCCUCAUGCAUCUAUGAUGGCAACCUACUCCACAACCCAGUACUCUCAGUAUAUGGCAUACCAGAGCAGCCCCUACACCAUCGCCUUCCCUCCAGGGUGGGGUUAUCCCCCUGGUACCAUGCCACCUGGAUUCAUGCCACCUGGAUUCAUGCCACCUGGAUUCAUGCCACCUGGAUUCAUGCCCUCUGGUGCCAUACCGCCUGGUAAAAUGUCCCUCCUACCUAGCCCAUAUUACUCUAAUAGCAUAGCAGCCUUAAACCAGACAUACGCAUACACCCAGCCUGCUAGCAACCUCCAGCUCACAUCUACCCAGCCUGCUAGCAACCUCCAGCUCUCAUCUACCCAGCCUGCCAGCAACCUCCAGCUCACAUCUACCCAGCCUGCCAGCAACCUCCAGCUCACAUCUACCCAGCCUGCUAGCAACCUCCAGCUCUCAUCUACCCAGCCUGCCAGCAACCUCCAGCUCACAUCUACCCAGCCUGCUAGCAACCUCCAGCUCUCAUCUACCCAGCCUGCCAGUAACCUCCAGCUCUCAUCUACCCAGCCUGCUAGCAACCUCCAGCUCACAUCUACCCAGCCUGCUAGCAACCUCCAGCUCACAUCUACCCAGCCUGCUAGCAACCUCCAGCUCUCAUCUACCCAGCCUGCCAGCAACCUCCAGCUCUCAUCUACCCAGCCUGCUAGCAACCUCCAGCUCACAUCUACCCAGCCUGCUAGCAACCUCCAGCUCACAUCUACCCAGCCUGCCAGCAACCUCCAGCUCUCAUCUACCCAGCCUGCCAGCAACCUCCAGCUCUCAUCUACCCAGCCUGCUAGCAACCUCCAGCUCUCAUCUACCCAGCUUGCUAGCAACCUCCAGCUCUCAUCUACCCAGCCUGUCAGCAACCUCCAGCUCUCAUCUACCCAGCCUGCUAGCAACCUCCAGCUCUCAUCUACCCAGCCUGCUAGCAACCUCCAGCUCUCAUCUACACAGCCUGCUAGCAACCUCCAGCUCUCAUCUACCCAGCCUGCCAGCAACCUCCAGCUCUCAUCUACCCAGCCUGCCAGCAACCUCCAGCUCUCAUCUACCCAGCCUGCCAGCAACCUCCAGCUCUCAUCUACCCAGCCUGCCAGCAACCUCCAGCUCUCAUCUACCCAGCCUGCCAGCAACCUCCAGCUCUCAUCUACCCAGCCUGCCAGCAACCUCCAGCUCUCAUCUACCCAGCCUGCCAGCAACCUCCAGCUCUCAUCUACCCAGCCUGCUAGCAACCUCCAGCUCUCAUCUACACAGCCUGCUAGCAACCUCCAGCUCUCAUCUACCCAGCCUGCCAGCAACCUCCAGCUCUCAUCAACCCAGCCUGCCAGCAACCUCCAGCUCUCAUCUACCCAGCCUGCCAGCAACCUCCAGCUCUCAUCUACCCAGCCUGCUUGCAAACUCCAGCUCUCAUCUACCCAGCCUGCUAGCAACCUCCAGCACUCAUCUACCCAGCCUGCUAGCAACCUCCAGCUCUCAUCUACACAGCCUGCUAGCAACCUCCAGCUCUCAUCUACCCAGCCUGCCAGUAACCUCCAGCUCUCAUCUACCCAGCCUGCCAGUAACCUCCAGCUCUCAUCUACCCAGCCUGCUAGCAACCUCCAGCUCUCAUCUACCCAGCCUGCUAGCAACCUCCAGCUCUCAUCUACCCAGCCUGCCAGCACUGCAGCAGUCUUGCCCCUCCUACUUAACCCCCCAAUUUGUCACAAGAAACUAGCUCCCUGGUAUACAGAAAAUACCCGAGCCCUGAAGCAAGUUUGCAGAAAAUUAGAACGGAAAUGGUGCUCCACCAAAUUGGAAGUCUUCCGACUAGCUUGGAAAGACAGUACCAUGCAAUAUCGAAAAGCCCUCACUGCUGCUCGAUCAGCCUACUUGUCCAACCUGACUGAGGAGAAUAAAAACAAUCCAGAAUGUAUUUCUGAUGCUGUCGAAAAGCUAACUAAAAAGCAGCAUUCCCCAAGUGAGGAUGGCCUUCACUUCACUUCAGCAGUGAUGAAUUCAUGAAGUUCUAUGAUGCUUGGCACUCCUAUGUUGAAAAUAAUAAAUGGCUCCCUAUCCUCCGGAUGUGUACCAAACUCACUAAAAGUGGCAGUAAUAAAGUCUCUCCUGAAAAAGCCAAACCUUGAUCCGGAAAAUCUAAAAUAUCGAAUAUCCCAUUCCUCUCAAAUGUUUUAGGAGAAAGUCCCCCUCUGAACCAUGGUCCAUGAAGAAAUCAAAGGGGGGAAACCAAUAUAUUCUUCACAGGUAUAUUCAUGAAGAGUUAUCACAGUCAUCUAAGGAAGUGUCAAUAUAAGUUGAAACGGCUUGUGAAGAGGAGGAAUAAGGCUCACCAGCACAAAAGAAAGCGAUUGCUUGCAGAAGCAGCAGGGAAAGUGGCCCCUCAGGUGGCUGUAAAGGAUUUCACCUUUGAACCGGAGCCCAAGACCCAGAAGGAGUAGCAAUGGGGAGAAACUACAUGCUGACACGGUAGAAUAAGUGGUCCCUCAGGAAGCUAUAUUUGUAAUGAAACUAGCAAAACAUUUGUUAUAGUUUAACCUCAUCCUUAAAUGCUUAAUGUUGAAGCUAUUUUCAGUAUAAUGUUUUUGUAUUGUGUGUUUAUGUGGUAUGGGUAGGGCCAAGAGUUUUUAUUGACUAUGAUAUCUGCUCAGCAUAUGCAUUUUCACCUCCUUUUAUAAACCAACUAAUAAGGGCGUGGAGUUUACUUGGUCUGGUCAUGUGGUCAGGAAAACUCCUGGCCCUGGGCAUAGUACAUGUGUAUCAAUGUGAUGAAAAGACCAUUGAAGGCGUCAUGUUUAUAAGUUCUCGUGCAUGAUAGCUAAAAGCAAGAAAACUGCCCAUGGUUCACUCCCCAGUCCAGUCUAUAGAUCAUCUUUCAUUUGUAUAUAUUUAAUUGAAUAAAAUAUGUAUAAUAUUGUAA
This is a messenger RNA of Coregonus clupeaformis (lake whitefish), 3056 nucleotides long. RefSeq names its product nucleoporin NSP1-like. The coding region runs from base 98 to 2143 and encodes 681 amino acids. The record is from RefSeq and is a predicted model, not a curated record. The transcript is spliced from 2 exons. Lineage: Eukaryota; Metazoa; Chordata; Actinopteri; Salmoniformes; Salmonidae.